GCCUUCUUCACCUUGGGGUGCACAUCUGGGGCUGUCGGGGAACCUAGCAGAGUCUCCUGCUGGCCCAGGCUCGCGCACAGUAGCGGGGGCCCUCUGGAGGCAGUGAUCCCGAGCAGAGGCCGCCCCGGGCCCCGCACGAUCCCGAGAGAGAAGGGAGCCCCCAGCCCACGGGGCUCAGGCACACCGGGCCGGCCUUCCUGAAGGAGCUGAACCUGGAGUGGGCUCUUGGGGCUGGGGGCUCCAGUGCGCCUCCAAAGCCGCGGGAGAAGAAAGCAUGUGGCAGCCCCAGAUUGGAGCCUGGAAUGGUGCUUGCCAAGGCCAAGAGGGCUUCCUGGAGGAGGUGGCAUAAGCUCUUCUCGUUGAGGAGAAGCCCCCGAGGGGAAGCCUGGGGAGUCACCGACCCACUCCCUUCCUCCACAAGCUGGACCAUGGACCAGUACAGCAUCCUGGGUCGGAUAGGGGAAGGGGCCCAUGGCAUCGUCUUCAAGGCCAAGCAUGUGCAGACCGGGGAGACAGUGGCUCUAAAGAAAGUUGCCUUGCGGCGGCUGAUGGAUGGAAUUCCCAACCAGGCCUUGCGGGAGAUCAAGGCUCUCCAGGAGAUUGAGGACAACCAGUAUGUGGUGAAGUUGCAGGCUGUGUUCCCGCAUGGAGCAGGCUUCGUCCUGGCUUUUGAGUUCAUGUUCUCUGACCUGUCUGAGGUCAUCCGGCAUGGGAAGCGGCCUCUGGCCCCAGCUCAGGUUAAAGCGUACAUGCAAAUGCUGCUCAAGGGUAUAGCCUUCUGCCACGCCAACAACAUUGUACACCGGGACCUGAAGCCAGCCAACCUGCUCAUCAGCUCCUCAGGCCAGCUGAAGAUUGCAGACUUUGGCCUAGCCCGGGUCUUCUCCCAUGAGGGUGACCGACUCUAUAGCCACCAGGUGGCCACUAGGUGGUACCGGGCUCCAGAGCUUCUGUAUGGUGCCCAGCAGUAUGAUGAAGGUGUAGACUUGUGGGCUGUGGGCUGCAUAUUUGGGGAGCUUCUGAAUGGUUCUCCUCUCUUCCCUGGGGAGAAUGACAUUGAACAGCUCUGCUGUGUUCUCCGGGUCCUUGGGACACCCAGCCCCCAGGUGUGGCCGGAGAUAACUGAGCUCCCAGAUUACAACAAGAUCUCAUUCAAGGAGCAGCUGCCCCUGCCCCUGGAUGAGGUGCUGCCUGAUGCCUCUCCCCAAGCCCUGCAGCUCCUUAGCCGAUUUCUUAUCUACCCCCCUCGCCAUCGGAUUCAGGCUGAUCAGGCCCUGCUCCAUGAGUACUUCUUCAGAGUCCCGCUGCCAGCCCACCCCUCAGAGCUGCCCAUUCCACAGCGUGGGGGGGGGCCUGGCCCCAAGGCCCGACCAGGCCCUCCUCAUGUCCACGACUUCAGGGUAGAGCAGCCCCUGGCUGAGUCGUUGCCAGAUCCGGAGCUGAUUCGGCCCUACCUCCCGGAGGGAUGAGCCUCCCACUGCCCUGGCCUCCACCCAGCUCUGCCUGGCCCCAAGAGAUUGCCUUAUCUGGGCACUCCCAGCUGCUCCCCCUGGCCUUCCUGCGGCCAGGGUGGGAGGGGACUCAGGCGUCCGGCUUCCCUCCCUCUGGAGGGUCAGGAGAACAGACUUCUAACCUUGGCUGUGCCUCAGUUUCCCUAAUAACAAUAAACACUACAUUGGACUCCAAAGGCAGGGUCAGUGGGAAUAUUCAAAGUGACUGGGAAAAUGGGAAGGAGGCCUCAGUUUUCCCAGCUGUGAGUUGGGCUUCUUGAUUCCCACCUGUCCGAGCAGAGGGACCAAGGUGUUAACUUUUUUGGGGGGGAAGAUGAAUGAAUUUUCCUGUCACAUAGGGGCUAAAAGCAGGGGGUGAGGGGGUAUAGACAGGGCCAGGGAGGCCCCAGUAUCCGCUCUCUUCUUUCCCCCAACCUCCUGUGGGGCUGCUAGUUGCCUCAACCCCAACAGCCGAGGUCCGGCCCUCCAUCUGAUAAGACUUAUCAGCAGUCCCCAGCCUUGGCCCAGCAGGGAGCUGGUGUAAGUGGGGGGGGGAGGGGGGGAAGGGUGUCCCUCAUCCUCCCUGACAUCUUAGUUUGUUUGUCUUUCUACUCUAGUGUAUCCUAGGCCAUCUUCCCAGGACCUAAUGAAAGACACCCCCCCCCCAAAAAAAAAACCCUAAGAGAAAGCAGGGAUGACAGAGGGAGAAAUGGAGAUAGUGGGGGGAGAGAGAGAUCGAGCACUAGAAAUAGAGACCAGGCAGGCCAGAGAAGGGCAAGGAAAAGACCCAAGCCCAUUCCCAAGGCUUGGAAACCUAAACAGAAGGUAAAAGGAAGCUAAAGGUGGGGUAGAGGUGAGGGACCGAGAGAAACAGAUGGAAAAGCCAGGGUCUCAGUUGGCUGGUGCCAUAACCGUUGGCCAGCAGGGGAGGUCUGUGAAUGGGCGGGUGAGGAAGGUGCCCCUAGUCAUCUAAGGCAUGCUCGGGCACUGGUGCCAGCAGGGGGCGGUCCCAAGGCUGGGCCCCAUUUCCCCCCCACCCCCUGGCCCCGCCCGUAGCCACAGCAGGAGGGGUGUGUGAGGGAGGGAGACAGUGU
Messenger RNA from Dromiciops gliroides (monito del monte), 2584 nucleotides. RefSeq names its product cyclin dependent kinase 20 (gene CDK20). Gene Ontology annotation, cellular component: nucleus. The transcript is spliced from 9 exons. The record is from RefSeq and is a predicted model, not a curated record. Gene Ontology annotation, molecular function: ATP binding; cyclin-dependent protein serine/threonine kinase activity. Bases 303 to 1469 code for a protein of 388 amino acids. Gene Ontology annotation, biological process: protein phosphorylation. Lineage: Eukaryota; Metazoa; Chordata; Mammalia; Microbiotheria; Microbiotheriidae.